Scaptodrosophila lebanonensis is the source of this 3844-nucleotide messenger RNA. RefSeq lists its product as uncharacterized. NCBI's taxonomy places the organism in Eukaryota, Metazoa, Arthropoda, Insecta, Diptera, Drosophilidae. The record is from RefSeq and is a predicted model, not a curated record. Gene Ontology annotation, biological process: immune response; protein polyubiquitination; antigen processing and presentation of peptide antigen via MHC class II. Gene Ontology annotation, molecular function: zinc ion binding; MHC protein binding; ubiquitin protein ligase activity. Gene Ontology annotation, cellular component: cytoplasm; late endosome membrane; early endosome membrane. The transcript has 6 exons. Bases 728 to 2692 code for a protein of 654 amino acids.
GAUCAAAAUGUCUUUGUUUUAUUUAUUAACCAAAAAGCAAAAUAAAUGUUUGCGCAAGAAAAAUUAAAUCCGCAAUAUAUGCAUGAUAAUCAGCACUUAAUUUUAUCAGCACCAUUGAACAGCCUACGCGUUGUGUUCGUGCCGCAUUUACACAAGCAAAACAACAACAACAACCAGCAGUCCAACAUUUUGUGCAUUACAUACAUGUAUAAAUAAAUAUACAUAUAUAUGUAUAUAUCUGUGUGUGCGUAAUAAUAGACUCUUGUGUGAAAAAGAGUUGUUGCCAAAGUAUAUUGCCUUAUUGUGAAAAUGAAAUUGUAAUAGGUUUUUGCAAAAUCGAAGCAACCCAAGCAAAAAUAAUCAGAAGCCAACAAAAAGCGAGCCAACGAACGCACGACGCUGCAAUAAAAUAACAAAAAUAAAAAACGAAAAGAAUCAAGCUAUAAAUAAAGUACUAGCUAGGCCGUCAGCAGCCAGCAUCUGUUUAUCAUUCUUAAAAUGAGCAAUUGUCUUAAAUAAAAGUAACAACAAAAACAAAUUCAUAACAAAAAGGAAAAUCUCAUUUUUUAAACGACAAAGACGUCGCAUUCCUUAGAGAGGGUCGUGCGGUCAGCAAACCCAUAGCUCAACAGCAACAACUACAACAAUAACAAGAGUAACAGCAGCAUCAAUAGCUGCAAGUGGAUAAACGCUGACGCUAACGGCGGCAGCGACUGCGGCAGCGAAAAUGCCUUGUGAGAACGCCAAAACGUCAUCGGACAUUGAACAUGUCGAUUGGAGCACAGGCACAGGAUCAGGUCAGCACUACGCAAAUGUCAGAUUCGGUUCCGGCAGCAGCCAGGCCUCACAGAAUAGUGGCGAUAUUUGUCGCAUUUGCCACUGCGAGAGCGAUCCACAGAAUCCGCUACUGACGCCCUGUUACUGUUCCGGUAGCUUGAAGUACGUGCACCAACAAUGCCUCCAGCAAUGGCUAACUGCCUCCGAAACCAAUUCCUGCGAACUAUGCAAGUUCCCCUUCAUAAUGCACUCCAAGAUCAAGCCCUUCAAUGAGUGGCAAAGCCUUGACAUCUCCGGCAUUGAGCGUCGUCGUCUGUGCUGUUCGGUUCUGUUCCAUUGCGCGGCCGCCUUGUGUGUAAUCUGGUCGCUAUGCGUGCUUAUCGAACGGGCCGCCGACGACGUGCAGCGUGGAUUUAUAGAUUGGCCCUUUUGGACUAAGCUGGCUGUUGUCACAGUGGGCCUCACCGGUGGCAUAGUCUUCAUGUACAUACAGUGUAAGGCGUAUUUGCAUUUGUGUCGUCGCUGGAAGGCACGCAACCGCAUCCUGCUCAUACAGAACGCACCGGAGAAAAUACAUCCCCCACCAUCACCGGUGGCCACGCACCACGGACGCUUCAGCGAGCCGCACUGCUCCGUGGCCCAUGCCGGCGUCAGUGGAACUGUGGAAAUUAACGCUGGCGCUCCGGUUGCUGCUGAUGGCAACGCGUACAGCAAUGCGGGCGUAGGUCACGCCAGUUGUGGAGCCAUGGAGGCAGGACUGGAGAAUGGCUCAACCACAGGACUGCCACAGCAUCACCAGCGCCUGCUAAAUGCCUCACCACACCACAUGUUGCAGCAUGCUGCCGAACUGGAUGUGCCACACAGCAGCGCCGGUACACAGACAGAUGAUGCCUGCCCGCAUGUGCAACAGCAGCAGCAUCAACUGGGCCAGGUGGCCGUUGCCGCUAAUAUUGAGUGCUCACAGUCGCAGCACAACUACGAUCGGGAUUGGGCCCUCGAUGAUGUGGUAUCACAGAUCUCCUCAUUUCGUCCUUGCCCGCAGGGUUCGGGCAGCAUGACCCCUUUCCAUGACUCCAUUCACAAUGUGCUGGAGCAUUCGGAGAGCUCGAGUCGGGGCUCAGCCACAGAUAUGUGUGUGGGCUCGCGACAGGAUCUCAGCGCCAGUGGCAUCUCCACCGAUACGGGUCGCGAGCAUGCUCUACAAUUGAGCAGCUUUAGUGGCAGUGGUGAACACAAGGCACCCUCCAUAAGCUCCGGAGUGUCGCAUGCAGUGGCCAAUGGAUUGGGCGGGUUUGCCUACAAACCGCAUCAGUCGAAGCGAUAUUCGAACUCGUCAAUCUUUCUGGAGAAUCGUGAUAUACUCAAUGACUCGCCCGUCACACUGGGCCCAGAGGUGCAGCCGCACACUUAUGACUACAGCACACCGCCAAAGAUAGACUACCGGCACUCAAGCAUACUGGCCACCACCCAGACGCACAACUGCUGUGACAACUACUAUCACUUGGGCAAGGAUUUGCGUCGCUACUCGGACACCAAACUGCUGGGCAGUGUCGGCGCUGAAUUGCCCGACGGAGGACAAGGCAUGGAGCAUGAGGCGAUGCUGUGCAAACAUGCUGCGGAAACAGAUACAGUGCUAGACAUGGAGCUGCCCACAUCCCCAUUAUCGCCGCCGGCUGCAUAUGCCACAAGCAAUCAACAGCAGCAGCAACAACAACAGGCAUCGCAUACAUUGCGUCGUUCCUGCGAUACAGUCGAUGUGUUUGGCGCCACUGUGGAUGAUGCACCGGCACCGGUGGGUGCUGGGUAUACCAGCCAUGCUGGCCAGUUGGCGGAUGCACAAAUCGAUCGAUCGCGUUUGUUCUUCAAGUCGUUGCCAAAUCUGAGCAGCAGCUGCGAAAGUCUGAUCAAGAAGUGAUUGCUUGUCCAGACGCUGCUCCUCCACCAUUAUGUCUAACCAAUAUGUGUGCUUUCUAUUCUGAUUCCCCCCGCCCCACCUCCAGUUCUGUUUCAUUAUAGUUUCGACAGCCAUCAUUUUUGUACAGCAAUAUAACCAGCACUGCAAUCAGAGUCCUGGGCUUGGCUCGCAAUUCUUCUGCCCAAAGCCUGAACGAAAGUCCUAUAUAUUAUGUACAUACAUAUAUCUGUAUUUAAUUUUUCCAUCAUAUCCAUAUUAUUAGAGCAAAAAACAAAACUAAACAAAACAAAAAAACAACAACCCCCAUUAACAAUUUGAGACUGCAAAAUGUACGUUAAAUGCAACUGACUCUAAAAACUAAAAAGAAACAAAAAAAAUACAAUAUUUCAAACGAAAAUAGAAAACAAAAACCAUAGAGAAAAAAAAACGAAAAACUAAAAAUUUCAAAAUUGUACUAUCAACUGAUAAUGACAAAUUGAUAAUGCCAAUGCAUUGCAUAGUUUUAGGAGCUGAACAAAUUUAUACAUACACUUAAAAACAAAGAAGAAGAAACAUACUAACUAAUAACACAACAGCAAUAAAACAGUUCGUAUUUCAUGCUCUCUACCGUGUAGCAAUUUUUCAAUAGUUUUUCACCGCAGAGAAAACUUUUGCUCGCUGCCUAAGCCAAAAACAAAUAAUAAUAUUAUAUAACAAUAACAACAACAAAUGUAACAAUUACAAUGCAUAGUUUAAAAUGUAUUAUUAUUACGUAUUUUGUUUCUUAACUUCUAAGUCAAAUGAAAUUUUAAAAAUUGAUCUGUGAUUAAGCGUCAUUGAAUAUAAGAUGAAAAGCAGCAAAUAACAAAAACAAAUAAACAAUUAAUAUAAAACAAAUUUUUAAAUAACUAUUUAAAUGCUUUUUCACGGAUGAAGUGAAAUUCCGCGGCUUUAGCAGCUCUCCCUCUCUCUUUUAAAGCGCUCUCUCCCACACUCUCGUAUUUAGCGGCGAGUCGAGCUGAACAUAUGAGUACAUCAAUAGAUACAUAAAUGCAAACUUAUGAAUGCUAAAUGUUAAGAGCAACAACAACAAAAUCGACAACUACAUUUUUUAUUAUGUACUAAAAAUAAUAAUAAUAAUUAAUAAAUAUGUGCAUACUAAUUACAACUGUA